AUCAAUGCUCCAUGUGAUUCAAUGAAUGUUUUGACCUUGUUUAUGCAUCCAAUAAAUAGACCACUGGAGCUAUCUUCUCUUAUAAUCUUCCCCAACAAAUGAAACUGGCCUAACAAUGGCAAGCAUUAACAAAGCAAGUAUGACGAAACAAUGGUGAAAUUCGCAAAAGAUUGAAAAAAGAUGCCGAACUUUAGGUUGUUACCGAAACACAUAAUCCUUGUCCGACAUGGUGAGUCCGAAGGCAACAAAGACCCCUCGGUCUACAAGACAACCCCCGAUUAUAAGAUCUCCUUAACCGAACAUGGCCGAGCCCUAGCCCGACUUGCCGGUUCCCGGCUCCGGGACCUCAUUUCGAGCAAGGGGCCUUCCCAACAUUGGCGGAUUUACUUCUACGUAUCUCCUUACGAGCGCACCCAAUCCACGCUACGGGAGAUUGGGAAAUCGUUCUCGAAGAAAAGAGUGAUCGGGGUGAGAGAAGGGUGUAGGAUUGGGGAACAGGAUUUUGGGAAUUUCCAGGUGGCUGAAAGGAUGAGGAUUACAAAAGAAACGAGAGAAAAUUUUGGGAGGCUUUUUUAUAGGUUCCCUGAAGGUGAAUCUGCUGCAGAUGUUUUUGUUCUAGUUUCCAGUAUGUUAUUCUUCAUUAUCAAAUUUACAUUCCUUUUUAAUGGAAACUUUGCAUUUUGCUUAAAAGGGUGCUUAGGAAAUCUAGCUUCUGUUGAGAAAAAUGAUAAUUUGCUAUUGGGUUCUUGGUUCCUGCAUAUACAAGACUCUGGUUUAUUGAUUUCUUGA
This is a messenger RNA of Hibiscus syriacus, 789 nucleotides long. Its product is annotated as phosphoglycerate mutase-like protein AT74. The record is from RefSeq and is a predicted model, not a curated record. Bases 181 to 789 code for a protein of 202 amino acids. Gene Ontology annotation, molecular function: phosphatase activity. The transcript has a single exon. NCBI's taxonomy places the organism in Eukaryota, Viridiplantae, Streptophyta, Magnoliopsida, Malvales, Malvaceae.